Alternaria novae-zelandiae is the source of this 294-nucleotide messenger RNA. RefSeq lists its product as uncharacterized. The coding region runs from base 1 to 294 and encodes 97 amino acids. The record is from RefSeq and is a predicted model, not a curated record. The transcript has 3 exons. Gene Ontology annotation, biological process: mitochondrial electron transport, ubiquinol to cytochrome c. Lineage: Eukaryota; Fungi; Ascomycota; Dothideomycetes; Pleosporales; Pleosporaceae.
AUGUCCCAGCUCACACCCGCGCCGCCUAUACGAUCCACGCCCGUCGCACUCUCGAAGCUCCAGACACUAACAUACAACCACAGAUACACCAUCCCCAAGAACUACCACGGCCUCACCCUCAAGCAAGCCGCGAAAUACGGUGGCCUCGCCGCCGGCUUCGGCGGUGUAGCCGGUUUCUUCGCCCUCUUCUUCUUCGCCGAAGUCCCCAAGGUGCGCGACGACAUCAUGAAGAAGAUUCCUAUCCUGGACAAGUUCUUCACGGUUGAGAUACCGCCUGAGGAUAACCCUUUCUGA